Messenger RNA from Cotesia congregata, 1248 nucleotides. NCBI's taxonomy places the organism in Eukaryota, Metazoa, Arthropoda, Insecta, Hymenoptera, Braconidae. The record is from the annotation of a GenBank genome assembly.
AUGGAAGAACUUGGAAUUAUUUUACCUGAUAAAGAUGUCUCUGAAAUUGACGUUAAGCCUGUAAUAGGCCACUACUCAGGCGUUGGAGAUGAUUUAGAUGUUGAAGAUCUUUACACAAGAUAUAAGAAAUUACAACGGAUGCUCGAAUUUCUCCAAGUUCAAGAGGAAUACAUUAAAGAUGAGCAGCGCAAUUUGAAAAAAGAAUAUUUACACGCCCAAGAAGAAGUUAAGCGUAUCCAGAGUGUGCCGCUUGUAAUUGGACAAUUUUUGGAGGCUGUCGAUCAGAAUACUGGUAUCGUUGGUUCAACAACAGGCUCUAAUUAUUAUGUGCGCAUUUUGUCAACUAUUGACCGCGAGUUGUUGAAGCCUUCAGCUAGUGUUGCUCUUCAUAAGCACAGCAAUGCUCUCGUUGAUGUCUUGCCACCCGAAGCUGACUCUAGUAUUUCCAUGCUUCAAGCUGAUGAAAAGCCUGACAUUCAGUACAGCGAUAUUGGAGGUAUGGAUAUGCAGAAGCAAGAAAUUCGCGAAGCAGUUGAAUUACCGCUGACUCACUUUGAAUUAUACAAGCAAAUUGGUAUUGACCCACCACGUGGUGUCUUGAUGUACGGACCACCCGGUUGUGGUAAAACUAUGCUUGCUAAGGCUGUAGCUAGACACACAACAGCUGCUUUCAUCCGUGUUGUCGGCUCUGAAUUUGUCCAAAAGUAUCUUGGUGAAGGUCCAAGAAUGGUAAGAGAUGUCUUCCGUCUUGCUAAAGAAAAUUCUCCAGCUAUUAUCUUCGUUGAUGAAAUUGAUGCUAUCGCUACAAAACGUUUUGACGCUCAAACUGGUGCUGACCGUGAAGUUCAGCGUAUUCUAUUGGAAUUGCUUAACCAGAUGGACGGUUUUGAUCAAACAACUAAUGUUAAAGUUAUCAUGGCAACUAACCGUGCUGAUACAUUGGAUCCGGCUCUCUUGCGUCCUGGUAGAUUAGAUCGUAAGAUUGAAUUUCCACUUCCCGAUCGUCGUCAGAAACGUCUUAUCUUUUCAACAAUUACUACUAAAAUGAAUCUAAGUGAGGAAGUCGAUCUUGAAGACUACGUUGCACGACCUGACAGAAUUUCAGGUGCUGACAUUAACGCUAUUUGUCAAGAAGCCGGUAUGCACGCUGUACGUGAAAAUCGUUACAUUGUUCUUGCUAAAGAUUUCGAGAAAGGGUACAAGAAUAAUAUUAAGAAAGACGAAUCUGAACAUGAAUUUUACAAAUAA